Puccinia graminis f. sp. tritici CRL 75-36-700-3 is the source of this 1271-nucleotide messenger RNA. RefSeq lists its product as uncharacterized. The transcript is spliced from 3 exons. Lineage: Eukaryota; Fungi; Basidiomycota; Pucciniomycetes; Pucciniales; Pucciniaceae. Bases 78 to 1271 code for a protein of 397 amino acids. The record is from RefSeq and is a predicted model, not a curated record.
GUCUAGCGCUUGACAUCAAUAAAUCACUGCAACCAUCUCCCCUGCGCCUGAUUAUACAAACGAGCUACAAAAUUGAAAUGGCAGCUCGAAAAGCCAACCCUCAUGUCUCUCAUCAUCCUCCAAUUAUCUCCUCCAAUCCUUUAUCUAUCAAAGCUUUAUUAUCUUUGUGCUUCACGUUAAUGUUUCUUGAAGGAGCUUUGGUAGCAGGGAUGGAAGGUUUCGCGACCACUGGAUUCAAAGCGUCUUCCUCUGCAAGUCGAAUUACCGAGAACUCCGGCCGCGCCAAUAACCUCGCAGAGGUGGGUAAACCUGGAGAAUCAUCCGUUCUCCACAACCAACAUGGGCACUCAGUUGGUUCCCCAAACUUAAACGGCGAAAACGGACGAGAUCUGCUGCAUCGAGCAGGUAGCAGCAACCCGACUCGAGGGCAGAAUUUCGAUCCCGCUUCUCAACUAAGACUAUCGGUCAUUCCCAAGAAGCAGAAGAGCUCGAGCUGGAUCAAAAGACAGUGGAAGGAACUUCAAGCCCUGCUCAAAAAGAUGUUCAAUCUUGACUGGACCCGAAAUUUCUUUCGUCGAAUUGGGCGUGCUAUCAGCGGAAAAUCCCAGCAACCAGUCGGGGGUCCACACCAAUAUUCAGCAAUACCUCAUCAUCAAUACAAUCAGCCGUAUGUCCAUCCAGGCUAUACCUUUGAUCCUGGACAUGCCGUCCCUGCCGGAGGUGGAAACAUAGGAGGACUCCAACAAAUGGCACCAGAAUACUUGCAUGGAAUAAGAAUGAGGGCCAAAUUAUCGGAAUCUGCCUUCACGAUGCCUGUCAAAUUUUUACCUGGCUAUAUGCGAACCAACAGAUACAUCGAGCCUGAUCAAGAGAGUUUCUUCAGAGCAAUCUCAACCAUCAAGUACGGGACACAAGAUUCUCAUGCACUCGUCAAAGCCGAAAUAUUUGAAUACGUCAAAGCAAACCCUCAGAAAUUUGCCAAAUUUUUGCCAGACGAUGGAAGAGAAUACAAAAAUAAAGUGUUUGAGUUUAUUUAUAAUAAGACUCCUGAACGACGUCUCAUUUCUGGCCAUGGCUUAGAGAUGAUGGCUUUUGCAGAAGGAAACAAGCUCAACAUUGCGUUUGCAGCCGAUACGAAAGACUAUGUGUCUACUGUGAUGUAUCCCUUUGGUCAACCAAGUCAUGAUCACCACGGGAUCAUCUUCAUCAAUAAUAACUAUGAGAUCUUAAGAAAUGACAUUCCCACCAGAAUGCACCCAAAACAAGCCUGA